Molecule: messenger RNA, 1069 nt
Organism: Rhodamnia argentea
Lineage: Eukaryota; Viridiplantae; Streptophyta; Magnoliopsida; Myrtales; Myrtaceae
Exons: 5
Coding region: 49-603 (184 amino acids)
Source: RefSeq, a predicted model, not a curated record
AAAGGCACGCAAUCUCCAAAUGCUAACAUAAGUUAUACGAAGGCCAUCAUGGACUGGUCAUCCUGGUUCCGGCGAACUCUGCUGAAAGAUGCGAAUAACCCCAAAAUCUCCGAUCCAGCUAAACCAUCCUCGAAGAAGAAGCGAAGCCAAACCGAAGAAGAUUUAGAGCAAUAUGGAAUGACGCAGCAAUUGGUCGACUUGGUCAAGACCUUCACCGUAGACACUUUCAAGAACUUCCAUCUUCAAGAUGACGGCAUGGCUGGUGCUGAAUCUGGCACCGCGGGAACUGCUCCAGCAUGCAGUGUGAGGAAGGAUCUUUCUGAGUGGCAGGAAAGACAUGCGUACCUUGUGCUCUCUAACGUUAAGGAGAUGUCCCAACUGCGGUAUAUGCUAUGUCCCCGACACAUGAAGGAGCGGCAAUUUUGGCAAAUAUAUUUUGUGCUUGUCAAGAGCCAUAUAGCUGAAUAUGAGCAGCGGGCGAUACAACUAGCAAGAGUGAAGGAAAUGAGGAUUGGGGUUGACAAAUCUUCCGACGGCAAUUCAUGUGAAGUUGAAAUGUCUGAAUCGAAGGUGGCAUCGAGUUCACCACCUGGAAGUCCUUAAUCCCGCGAAUUAGUUUCUAAAUGAAAGUGUAACCGAGCAGCUGGAAAAGAUCCUGCCAACAGGAUGAACUUUGGAGAUAACAGAUGCACCAGAAAAAAUCAAUGCGCAUCUUGUCGGAAUCAACUUAAAGAGACUGAAAGCAUUUUUAGACCUCCAAAUCAAAAGUGAGUCAUAGUCUGAUGCUGAUGAUAUGUACUAACAAGUGCUCCUCUAUAGUCCUGUAGCAGAAAAUGUACGAAAGCCAAAAUGAGUAGUUAAUAUUAGAGCUAGCUUGUAAUGGCUUGCUCGCCCCUUGCUAAGCUGUAAUUACUCGCUAAGCUCCUUUAUUUCACAUGUUCUCAAUAUCUUAUGUGAUAAUGUCACAACAUUGUCCAAUACAUGGCUUAGCUUGUUGAUUAGCGGGCACAAGCUACGCGAUUCUGAAGUAUAUGGAAAAUGCAGAUCCAAUGUAGCAUUUUUUUCGCCA